AUGUCGAAUGACGACGAUCACCCUGUUGAUAUUGAGAACCCGCCCACCGAUCUCGAGGGUGUAAAUGCGCCUCUCAUCACCAAGCCUGACCAAACACCCAAGACGGAGGAGGAGGUCUGGUUGGAUGGAAUUCCAUCUGUCCAAAAGCCAGGCUACGGCAACUGGAUAUGGGCAGAGAAGCAAUGUGCACGACGCAGUGGGCUCACCGUUGGCGAAGCUAUGGCAAUACAAGCGGCAUAUCGUGUCUAUCAAACGGAUGGUGACAUACAAGAGUUUCAACAUUAUGUCCUAGAAUUUGCGGCAGCCACACUGGGAUCUAUUGCAGAGCCCACAGGUAUGGGAAGCAGUCGUUGGCUCAAGCCAUUAUUGGACAUAGCGCGCGGGCCCUUGUCCGUCAUGGAUGUGGUGAUCCAAUCCAGUCCCACAGUUUCGCCAGUUUGGGCAAGUUUCGCGAUCUUUCUCACAACUUUUUCGACCUCUCAGAAUCACCGCGAGUUUGUGCAGGAACGCAUGCAUACUUUAGAGACACUCACAAAGCUGUUGAAGCUAUUUGUCCCAGACAAAGACGGUCAGUCUGCUCCGCAAGAAAUGUCGAGGCAAGAUCAAGAGACCCAGUAUCACACAGAUCGUGCACUCAAAACGGAUGAUGAGCAGAAUCUUCCGGCGUCCUCAGCAGGCCACACGAGAAUACCAGAAACGUCGCAGGAGCCUGCAAAGCUUGUGUCUGCUGUAGAGCAAACACAGGCUAAAGAGACAAAGCCGCAAAGUGGACUUUCUGAUGCGUUAAGACUUGACCGCAAAGAAUUCGAUAACUUGAUUCGCGAAUUGCUGAGAUCCAGAUCUCACGAAUCUGGCAAGCAGCAACCAGCAGAUGGUACAUCGUCGCCCUUUCUUAUAAUUGGCUGGUUUGCUAAAGGUUCCACCGAUCCAAACGAGAGACUUAUAACACUCGAGGAUGACGAAAACUUGUUCAAGCAAAUACGAAAGAGGGUGAAAUUCAUCAGGGGCUGGCGUGAAUACAUAUCGCUGAAGUCUCUGUGCCGCUUUGGCCUUUACAAGUGUGAUAUACCUCGAGGCGCUCACGUCAAGCUCAGUCUAUCUAAUCAACACGCGAGCACGCUAUCGCAUUUCUUCCGCGCUUAUCAAACGUCGCGAUGGCAUCCAGACAAAGACGUCAGCAACGCCUGGACGGCGUGGGUUCAAAAGAACCUAAAUGCGAACAAUGAACCUAUCGAGGGCAAGUACUCGCUCGAAUUGGUUUACAACUGGUCCCCUGUCCGCCUCUCGGUGCUGGUGUUGUUUCCCGUCCUCUUCAGUUUCGGAACUGGAAUGCUCUACAUGCUUAAAACUGGAGAUGUGAGCACCGCAUGGACUAUUUCUUCAUACGUUGUGACUACAGCUGGUGCCAUUGUUGCUCUUCUUGCCGUUCUUGGAAGUCUGAAAGAGCGCUAG
This is a messenger RNA of Endocarpon pusillum Z07020, 1452 nucleotides long. RefSeq lists its product as uncharacterized. The record is from RefSeq and is a predicted model, not a curated record. Lineage: Eukaryota; Fungi; Ascomycota; Eurotiomycetes; Verrucariales; Verrucariaceae. The coding region runs from base 1 to 1452 and encodes 483 amino acids. The transcript has 4 exons.